Drosophila biarmipes is the source of this 1001-nucleotide messenger RNA. RefSeq names its product chromobox protein homolog 3-like. Gene Ontology annotation, molecular function: chromatin binding. The record is from RefSeq and is a predicted model, not a curated record. The transcript has a single exon. Bases 114 to 788 code for a protein of 224 amino acids. Gene Ontology annotation, cellular component: nucleus; pericentric heterochromatin. Lineage: Eukaryota; Metazoa; Arthropoda; Insecta; Diptera; Drosophilidae. Gene Ontology annotation, biological process: negative regulation of transcription by RNA polymerase II; chromatin organization.
GUUAUGCAUCCCUAACUUUCUUCUUCCUCCGUCCAUAUCACGUGUAACUACAUUUUGCUGGGACGUCCAAGGCAAAAACAAAAAUAUUCAAAGAAUAUCCAAAUAAAUCCAAAAUGGCCGAUUUCUCAGUGGAACGCGUCGAGGACAAGCGGAUGGUCAACGGGCGCACGGAAUACUUCCUCAAGUGGAAUGGAUAUCCGCGCAGCGAGAACACAUGGGAGCCGGCGGAGAAUCUCGACUGCCAGGACCUGAUAGCCAACUUCGAGGAGUCGCUGCAAAACAGCAAGGAGACCAAGAAACGCAUGUCCAUCUCCUCCACGCCUGGACCCAUCCGCAGCAAGCUCAAGAGCUUCCUGGAGGACGACACCAAGAAGGAGAAGAAACUGCAUGGCUUCGACCGCGGCUUGGAGCCAGCAAAGAUCCUGGGCGUAACCGACUCCAACGGCCAACUUAUCUUCCUGAUUAAGUGGAAGGGCUGCGACCACGCGGACCUGGUGCCCGCCAAGCUGGCCAAUAUCCGCUGUCCCCAGUUGGUCAUCCAGUUCUACGAGGAGCGCCUCAUCUGGCACACGGGCAGCGACAAUGGCAACGGCAACUCCGGCAAUCUGGCCUCUUACGGGGAACUGGGAUCUGCUGGCGCCGGCUGUGGGGGGCCCACCAACGGCGGCGACGACGAGAAGGAGAAACCACAACCGGCCAGCCCCGCCGUCAGCGUCAAUCAGGACAAGAACGCCAUGCCGGAGGAGAACAGUGAGUUGAACAACGGCCAGCCGAAGGACGAUGAGUAGUUGCAGUCCCGCAUGCGAUAUUUUAUAUAAUAUAUUAAUAUCUAUGAAAUUAAAUCUGACCUUCCAAAUUUUGACUCCCCUAAUAAUUUAAGGAGCGCAAAUCUUGCAAUGGGAAAUACGAUUUCCUGGUCUUAAACGUUUCCAUAUCUGUAAGUUGCAAAAGAACGAAAGGGGACUGGAAUUUAUAAGAAAAAAAGUAUACUUAUACUGACA